CAUUUGAUGAUUUGAAAUAAAAUCGAAGUGUGUGCUGUUGUUUUUGUUCAAAAUAUUUUUAACAAUAGUUUUUAAUUAAUUUUUGCAUGUAUCGGUGACAAUAAUAAUACAAUGGCUGCAACAGCUACAGCAACAACUGUUUCUGUCGAUGAGGACCUGGAUGAGUGUGGGCCACAGUUGAUCAACAAGCUAGAGGGGAAUGGCAUCACAUCUGGUGACAUCAAGAAAUUGGAAGAAGCUGGAUACCACACUGUGGAGUCUGUAGCAUACGCGCCGAAGAAAUGGCUAAUCACUAUAAAAGGCAUAUCUGAAGCUAAAGCUGAUAAAAUAUUAGCAGAAGCCUCAAAAUUAGUCCCCAUGGGCUUUACCACAGCUACAGAAUUUCAUCAAAAAAGAGCCGAAAUCAUACAACUCGCAACAGGAUCGAAAGAGCUUGAUAGAUUACUGGGAGGUGGUAUUGAAACUGGAUCUAUUACUGAGAUUUUUGGUGAAUUCAGAACUGGAAAAACUCAACUAUGUCACACUUUAGCUGUUACAUGUCAGUUACCAAUAGAGCAGUCAGGAGGAGAAGGCAAGUGCAUGUACAUAGAUACAGAAGGAACAUUCCGGCCAGAGCGAUUGCUAGCAGUAGCUCAACGAUAUGGCAUGGAGGGGGCAGCGGUGUUGGACAAUGUGGCGUAUGCCCGUGCUUAUAACACGGACCAUCAGACGCAACUGCUGGUGCAAGCUUGUGCUAUGAUGGCAGAAUCUAGAUAUUCCCUAAUAAUAGUAGACAGUGCUACAGCACUGUAUCGGACAGAUUAUUCAGGGAGGGGAGAGUUAAAUCCAAGACAGCAGCACCUUGGCAGGUUCAUGAGGAUGCUUCUGAGAUUAGCUGAUGAGUUUGGUGUAGCAGUAAUAAUAACAAACCAGGUGGUGGCCAAUGUGGAUUCCGUGGGUGUGUUCAAUGCGGACACGAAGAAGCCCAUCGGUGGGCAUAUCAUAGCCCACGCGUCGACCACACGACUGUACCUUAGGAAGGGACGCGGUGACAACAGGGUCUGCAAGAUAUAUGACAGCCCUUGUUUACCUGAGACUGAGGCAAUGUUUGCAAUCAGCACAGAAGGGAUCACUGAUGCUAAGGAAUGAGAUGUGUAUUACAUUUUUAUGAAAAGUGCCUUUAAUUAACGUAAGGGUUGGUGACUGUAAUCUAUUAAUAAGAACUUUAUUUUAUUACUGAACUCAUUCAGGAAAAGAGUAACAACAGGAUUAACAUAUGAACCCUCAAUCUAAUAUCAUAAAUGACUUAAUGAAUUUUUCGCUUAAUUUUUUAUGUAGCUAAUGCUUGAUUUGUAAAUAUUAUUAAAUUGAAAAUGGUUCCACAGAUUUUUGUUUUGGAUUUUACAAUUAUUGGCAGGGAGGACUAAAGAAAAAUAAUACCAUAGAACUGCUGCCUAAGUUACCUUUAUGUAGCUGAUACUUUGAUCUUAAUGUAGCUGAAUUUCUUAACUUAUAGUUUUAUCCUGUCUGAAUAAUCCAACUCCAAGGUCUCCAAGGUGCGGGCCAUAUUAAUGCUAUGGUUGUAAAUAAUAAAUGUUGAUCAAGCAUUUAUAAAAAUUCAAAAAUAAAAGCAAUGUAUUUAAUGAUGAAAUGAGUUUUAUUUCGUGGGACAUUAUUUUUCAAACUAUGUAAUAGAAUAAAAUAAAACUACUUGCUUUGUUAAAGGUCAAUUUAUUUCUGAAAAAAUUACAUAAAUGUGCUUCAAAACAAUCAAACCAGAAUAAAUAAAAUUAAUAGCCCUAACAAUGAUAAGUACAGUGUAAUUUCUUUUUAUUUCUACACUAAAACAUUUGAUUAAAUGGAAAGCACGCUUCUACAAUUGAGUGUUAUAUUUUUCUGAUAAAGGCAAUAAAAUAAUAGAGAGUAGUCGGUAAUUAUCACAAAUUCUACCAUUUCUAUCAGUACAUUUUCUAGGGACCAACUUUAGAUGGCAAAAAUAAAUUAAACUUAUUUUAGCUAUGAUUCUCGCAGAACAAGCUUCAGUUAUUUAUAUUGUUUCGUCGUAAUUUUAGUUAGGAAUCUAUUUUAGUCUACUUAGUUUUGGAA
This is a messenger RNA of Ostrinia furnacalis (Asian corn borer), 2085 nucleotides long. It is a transcript of the gene spn-A, whose product is annotated as RAD51 recombinase homolog spn-A. Gene Ontology annotation, molecular function: ATP binding; ATP hydrolysis activity; double-stranded DNA binding. Lineage: Eukaryota; Metazoa; Arthropoda; Insecta; Lepidoptera; Crambidae. The record is from RefSeq and is a predicted model, not a curated record. The transcript is spliced from 6 exons. Bases 112 to 1128 code for a protein of 338 amino acids. Gene Ontology annotation, cellular component: condensed nuclear chromosome. Gene Ontology annotation, biological process: chromosome organization involved in meiotic cell cycle; mitotic recombination-dependent replication fork processing; DNA strand invasion.